CCCUCCCUCCCCGGAGCAGGGGGCCUCGCGGGGCAGUUAGUGAGGGAUGGCCGCAGCAGCGCCAUGGAGUGGGAAUUCAACUUACUCCUCUACCUGGCGCUUUUCUUCCUUCUGCUGUUCCUGCUUUUCCUGCUCCUCUUCGGGGUCAUCAAGCAGCUGAAGAACUCCGUGGCGAGCACCGGCGCCCUCCAGCCCGGGCGCCCCUCCUUACGAGAGCCCUGGGGCUUCUGCCGCGAGCAGACCUUGUGA
Molecule: messenger RNA, 249 nt
Organism: Candoia aspera
Lineage: Eukaryota; Metazoa; Chordata; Lepidosauria; Squamata; Candoiidae
Gene: SMIM43
Product: small integral membrane protein 43
Exons: 1
Coding region: 64-249 (61 amino acids)
Source: RefSeq, a predicted model, not a curated record